GGCCAACUUUUCUCAAUUGCUGCUCCAGACGGUGGCAUUGCGGGAGCGUGAGCCGCACGACCUACCUACCUACCUAGGUAGUCUUGGUAGUCCAGUCUGUGCCGGACGCUUGUCCGAGCGUCCUCUCUCCCUUCCUCUCCCUUGUCUCUGAUUUGCAAGCUUACUCUUAAGGUUGCCGGGUGGCUCCUCGCAAGUCCCGCCCAGUGCGGGGACGCCUAGCGGGAAGAGGAAGGCGUCAAGACAUUGCGGACUGGCACGAUACGCAACGACGACGGAGCACGUCAGACCGGGGCGCCGUUGGGGUUGGCACCGCGUCUUUGGCCCACGCUCUAUCGCGAUGCUGCGCCGCGUCGGGGACGGACGGUGCUUUGUACCAGACGGCUGGAUUCAGUCCCUGGCGAAGUAGUAUCCUCAGUGCCCGGCGGCGCCGACGAACUCGCUUUCCGCUUGCGAGCCGUCAUCGUCACGGCGCUUUCGCCAUGAACUCAUCGCAGUGUUUCUUGUCACCGAGCCUUUCGGCAAGCUAGACUCGCACGGCAUCACGACGGCCGCCGAGGCAUCGGACUGUGUCCUCCGUGACGUAGUGUGGGAAGCAGCCGUCGAAUGUCACCCUGCGAGAGCCCUCGCCAUGCCUGGACUCGAGCAAACAGACACGCCGAUCAUGCCCUUCCUAGCCAACACCGGGAUCGCUCGCCCAGGCCUCUUGUGCACCGCCCCGGCUGGGAUGCGACCUUGCGGACGUGCCGGCGCUCUCCACGAUGCUUAUCGACCUACCCAAAGCAUGCAAGCGACUCUGCUUCAUGGCCUGUCCAGGUGCGCCGACUGGUGUCCUUUUGUCAACACGGCGCCGUCUGCCAAGGCCUGGCUGGCUCUGGCUUGUCGCCGACGGGUAUAAAGAGGAGGCCAUGGCGGGAUAGACGCCGAGUGAGCUCACGAGGUGGCAGACGUUGCACCACCAUCCAUCCAGACAAACCUCUCCUCACGCCCGCGAGACAAGAUGAAGGCCCCCGUUGCAUCGCUGCUCGUUACGGCGUUGGCCGGCGCCGCCAUGGCCCGGCCCGGAGGCGACGGUGGCGUCAAGGCGCCCCGGGCCAAGGCCGCCUUCGGGCCGGCCGAGCUCAAGGCGUACAACGCCCCCAACGCCGUCUCGAUGGAGGUGCUCAAGCAGAAGAAGCUCGACCAGCUCGCCAAGGACGAGCAGGCGGGCGUCUUUGCCAAGGACAAGUACACGCUGCAGGGCGCCACGUCGUGCGCCGGCGGCAAGGCGGGCGAGUACUCGUGCAACAAGGUCGACCUCAAGGGCUUCCUGCGUCACCAGGACCUGCAGAGCCGUUCGCGCCGCGGCAACGACAUCUGGGGCUGGACCGCCCCCAACGGCCGCGAGUUCGCCAUCGUGGGCCAGGCCGACGGGACGGCGUUUGUCGAGGUGCUCAAGGACGGGAGCCUGCAGUACGUGGGCCGCCUGCCGACGCAGACGGAGGCGUCGACGUGGCGCGACAUCAAGGUGAUCAAGAACCACGCCUACAUCGGGUCCGAGGCGCCGGACCACGGGCUGCAAAUCUUCGACCUCAGCAAGCUGCUCAAGGCGGACCCCAAGAACCCGCCGAGCUACAGCACGCGCAGCGACCUGGCGGCGCACUUCAGCGGGUUCGGCAGCAGCCACAACAUCGUGGCCAACGAGGAGACGGACACCAUCUUCGCCGUGGGGACGGCGCGCAACGAAAAGUGCCGGGGCGGGCUGUGGAUGAUUGACGUGUCGAACCCGCGGCGGCCGCAGGACAACGGGUGCGUGGCGCAGGACGGCUACGUCCACGACGCGCAGUGCGUCGUCUACCGCGGCCCGCAGAGGGACUUUCAGGGCCGCGAGAUCUGCUACUGCUAUAAUGAGGACAGCCUGACCGUGGUGGACGUGACGCGGCGCGCGCAGCCGGUGCAGCUGUCGCGCACCACGUACAACGGCGCGACCUACACGCACCAGGGGUGGCUGGCGACCAAGGACAUGCGCUACCUGCUGCUCGACGACGAGCUCGACGAGGAAAAGGGCUCGGGCCCAGCCGCCGACGGCCACACGGCCACCUACAUUGUCGACGCGUCGGACCUGCGCAACCCCGUCUUCACCGGCGUGUACAAGAGCCCCGUCAAGUCCAUCGACCACAACCAGUACGUCAUCGACGGCAUCUCGUACCAGAGCAACUACGGCUCCGGCCUGCGCGUGGUCAACGUCACGUCCAUUGCCGAGGACGACACGGGCGCCCAGUUCAAGGAGAUUGCCUUUUUCGACGUGCGGCCCGAGGACGACGACAAGGGCGGCGAGGUGACGUUUAACGGGGCCUGGUCCGUCUAUCCCUAUUUCAAGAGCGGCCACGUCGUGGUGAACAGCAUCGAGCGCGGGGUGUAUUCUGUCAAGUUGAACCUGUAGCGCAGCGCAGCACAUGAACGAACACAAUGAUGAUGAUGAGGUGGGC
This is a messenger RNA of Purpureocillium takamizusanense, 2465 nucleotides long. RefSeq lists its product as uncharacterized. NCBI's taxonomy places the organism in Eukaryota, Fungi, Ascomycota, Sordariomycetes, Hypocreales, Ophiocordycipitaceae. The coding region runs from base 998 to 2419 and encodes 473 amino acids. The transcript has 4 exons. The record is from RefSeq and is a predicted model, not a curated record. Gene Ontology annotation, cellular component: extracellular region.